Molecule: messenger RNA, 2501 nt
Organism: Amblyraja radiata (thorny skate)
Lineage: Eukaryota; Metazoa; Chordata; Chondrichthyes; Rajiformes; Rajidae
Product: sodium/potassium/calcium exchanger 4
Exons: 16
Coding region: 138-1811 (557 amino acids)
Biological process (GO): calcium ion transmembrane transport; intracellular calcium ion homeostasis
Cellular component (GO): plasma membrane
Molecular function (GO): calcium channel activity; calcium, potassium:sodium antiporter activity
Source: RefSeq, a predicted model, not a curated record
GUGAAAUGAGAAGUGGCGCCGGAGUUUAAACAGGCGGCCAAAGGGGGUGGGUAGCUGGGGCACCGCACAGACAGACCCGCAUCUCGCUGUAAUCAUUUACCAAAAAAAAAGAAGACAUAUCGAAUUUGUAAGAGGCGAUGGAUUCAGGCAUCAGACGGCCGGGAAUCACAGCGUUUGCAAAAAUGACCAAAGUUCGCAGGAGGAGAGAGAUGAUUCUUUAUCAGAUUGGCGUUCCUUGCAGCAUUCUGUUCCUGGCCUGGUGCAUGUGUAGUCUGCUCUCUAGACUAGAGCGAGAGCAACAGACUGGACAACAAGCCAUGCGGGACCUAAGGUGGUGGAACAGGAAGUUAAUGGCAGCCGCGAAGGACAACGGUACCCAGACAAAGAACUGUACCGAGCCAGCUAUCCACGAAUUUCCAAGUGAUUUGUUUACCAAUAAGGAAAGGCAACAAGGAGGAGUAUUACUUCAUAUAACAGGAGCCAUGUAUAUGUUUUACGCACUGGCUAUAGUUUGUGAUGACUUCUUUGUUCCAGCCUUAGAAAAGAUAUGUGAGAGAUUACAUUUGAAUGAAGAUGUUGCCGGUGCCACCUUCAUGGCAGCUGGAAGCUCGGCACCAGAGCUGUUUGCAUCAGUCAUUGGUGUCUUUAUUACCCAUGGAGAUGUUGGAGUUGGAACUAUCGUUGGUUCUGCAGUGUUUAACAUUCUGUGUAUCAUUGGUGUCUGCGGAUUAUUUGCAGGGCAGAUUGUAUAUCUGACUCAGUGGUCUGUGUUCAGGGAUUCGCUAUACUAUACUUGGUCAGUUAUCAUGCUUAUUGUGUUCAUGUAUGAUGAGAGAAUUGAUUGGUGGGAAGGCCUUAUCCUGAUCCUGAUGUAUGCGGGUUAUAUAGCUGUGAUGAAGUUCAAUACCCAGUUGCAGAAUUUCUUUGUGAGCAAGCUGAUGAAGGAUGUGGCAAAUGGCAAUGUGAUCGGCAAUGAGAUGGAGGAUGGUAAUAUUGAAUAUCUCAAUAGUUGUGAUGACCCAUCAAUACCAUUGUUAUCGCGAGUCCAGUCUGCCAAUGGUGUGGACAAGGAGAUCUGUGCAGCAGAGAAAUGUGAUGGGAUUGAAAAUGGAAAUGUCCCUCUGGACAUCAAUGCAAAAGAAGAUGAUCACAAGGAUGAAAAUGAACCAGAGCUCACAUCACCAUUUUCUCCACCAGGGGGUUGUUUGAAUAAGGUGAAGUGGCUGAGUUCGUGGCCGGUCCUUCUCGUGCUUUUCUUCACCAUCCCAAACUGUGCAAAACCUCGCUGGGAGAGGUUCUUCAUGGUAACCUUCUUCAUGUCCACCGUGUGGAUUGCUGUCUUCUCUUACUUAAUGGUUUGGAUGGUCACUGUCAUCGGGUUCACUCUUGGAAUUCCAGACAUUAUCAUGGGGAUCACAUUUCUGGCAGCCGGAACAAGUGUUCCCGAUUGCAUGGCUAGCUUAAUAGUGGCCAGACAAGGAAUGGGUGACAUGGCAGUGUCCAACACAGUCGGAAGCAAUGUCUUCGACAUCCUCGUUGGUUUAGGUCUUCCGUGGGGUCUGCAGACGAUGAUUAUUGACACUGGAUCCUUUGUCCGCAUCAACAGCAAAGGCCUUGUUUAUUCUGUCAUUCUUCUCUUAGGAUCUGUGGCACUCACGGUGGCUGGUAUUCAUGUGAAUGGAUGGAAAUUGGAUAAAAAGCUGGGUAUUUAUGUGCUGGUCCUCUACGCUUUUUUCUUGUGCUUCUCAAUCAUGAUCGAAUUCAAUGUCUUUACUUUUGUUAACUUGCCUAUGUGCAAAGUCAGCAUUUAAGCAUAUCUGAGCGCCACAGGAUGCCAUCAAAAAAGAACUGUCGUAAGCUGCUCUUGGACCUUUCUUUGGUAUAUAAAGAAUGUUUUCUUUUGGCUAUUUUGAAAGUUAAAGCAGCUUUUAACACAGAGCCAGAACUAUUAUUUGACAAGAAGACUGCUAACUGAUUAUUGUACACUGAAGUCGCACAAGGAGCUCUCACUCCCUCCGAUGGAGCUUCUACAAAUUACGCCCAUGAUUUAGCAACGUGACUGCAACAACUGGAUCUCCUGUAUGUUUUACAGCCUGUUUGUGCACAUUAGUGCAAAAUUAUAAUGUGUUAAACAGCAAGAGUGCUACAUAUCAGUCUUUUAGUUCAUGGGACUUCACCACAUAUACUAUAUGUGGGAAGCAAUUUGUUAGGCAGUCUUUUCUGACCUAAUUUUACGUAGGGCCACGAUACAUGUUGAAGCCAACGUCUGUUUAUGUUCAGAAACUUAAAAGAGUAUAUAUUGGAAUUGUGUGCAUAUGAACAAGAUAAUUUGUAUAUUCAGUCAAUGUAGCUUAAAUAAUGAAUGAAAUGCUAAACUUGUACAUUUUAAUAGGAAAGUAUAUAUGCUGACUUUAUGUUUGAACUUUGAUUCAUAGUAUUUUGAUACUAUGCUAUAGAAACAGUGGCCUCCACAAUGUUUGGGACAAAGACCCAUCAUUUAU